AUGCUCAACUGGCGAUCCAGCAAAGUCGUGCAGCAGUGGCGGAGGGCUGUUUGGAGGAAGACCUGCCAGAUAACUUGGGUUGGAGAGCAAUCAAAUGCCAGAAAGGGUGUGGUGGAUGAUGGUAGUCUGAUUGAAGGUCGCGCUGUCAUGCAGGAUGUGAGUGAGGUUAUCGCCGCCAGUCGUGGGCGGAAGGGUGAGGAGCAUGCUGUGGAGUGUGCCCCUGGCGAGGACCAUGCUGUGGAGGAGGGUGCACCUGGCGAGGUUGACAGGCCAGCUGAUGUCGACUUGGAUGACUGGUUGCAGUUCAGAAGUGCACGUAGGGAGGGGACAGUCAUCACGGUCAUCAACUGUACCAUCACGGCUGACGAUGACUUGGCACCUGGCACCGUGGGGGCCGUCCUUGCCUGCAACGAGAUCCGCUUGAAGGAUGUGCCUGACAUGGGCUAUCUGCGAACCGACCAAGUUCACAAGAUCGGCUCCAAGACGAUUCCUUGCCAUGGACGUGGAGAGAUUUGCUUCAAAGGUCUGAACAUCUUCCAAGGCUACUACAAGAUGCCCGACAAGACGGCGGAGGCGAUCGACGCCGAUGGCUGGUUUCACUCCGGAGAUAUUGGGAUGUGGACCCCGGACGGGCGGCUCAAGAUCAUCGACAGGAAGAAGAACAUCUUUAAGCUCGCUCAAGGUGAGUACGUCGCGCCGGAGAAGCUGGAGAAUCUCAAUGCCGUCAGCCCCAGAUCAUACCCUCAGGGUAAGUUCCGUAACAGCAGCCCAGAUUAUGCCAGGCUCGUGUCCAUCGUGGUGCCUGACCCUGAAAUCGCCAAAGCCUGGGCGAAAGAGUGGGGCCCUCGAAUGUAG
This is a messenger RNA of Symbiodinium pilosum, 855 nucleotides long. The record is from the annotation of a GenBank genome assembly. NCBI's taxonomy places the organism in Eukaryota, Dinophyceae, Suessiales, Symbiodiniaceae.